UUUUAACCAAAAAAAAAAAAAAGAGGUAUCAUGUUGGGCCAAUGCAAGCAUGUCGAGUAUCAAAAACCUAUGAAAGAGUCAAAAUUCUGGGUCCAACUUUGAUGUUAAAAUUCAUGUUCGUUUUGAUAUCUGUAACUGUUAUUAUCAGUCCACAAUAUCAAUUGCACUUCAAUAUAUUUUUUCCUAAAAUUGUUUUGGUGAUUAUGAGAUGAGAUUUCUCCUAAAAUUGAAGACCGUAGUUUGAAUAUUUUUUCACUACGACUUUUAAUCCUAUAAAAAAAAUAAAAAAAAUUAUGAUUCGAUCAUCAAAAUCGUGUCACAUACUUUAGUCUCGAGAAGUCAGCCCAUUAUACAACUAAAUGGGCUUUCUAGGUCCAUUAAGUCUCACUGCUUCCCCAAAUCUGAGAAAAAUAUCUUCCUUGGAACCCUAACUUUAUUUCCCCAGGAUAGAGAUAGGGACAGAGAUAAACUACACUGACAAUAAAUCGAAGAUUGUCAAAUGUGUCGGAAUCCUUGAUCAACACACGAAUUUUCUCGAUUAUCGAUUCGAUCUUCUAAUCUUGCAAUUUUGCUGGAAAGUUAUCUUCGUGUCUCAAAACUCCACCAGUGAUCGGUAUCAAGCUCCAUGGACACCGAACUGAAUUCUCCUCCGCAUGAUGAUGGUGGUGAUACCACUACCGCUUUUCGAAAGCCUUCCAAUGACGGGACUAGCAGAAAAUAUCGCCGUCGAGCUUUAGCUGACGAUGGCUCAUCUUCAUCUGAUGGAAGUCCUGAACGUAAUCAGAGCCCUAAUCCAAAGCAUUCUAGGAAAGAUUCUGAACCAGUUCAUGUGAGGAAAGAGGAUAGAUGGGAAUCUGAUCGCAGUCGUUAUGGUAGAGGAGGUGUUGAUUCACAUAGACAUGAUAGGUACUCUAGGGAUGAUAAUUACGGAUAUAAGCGUGAUGAGUAUAACAGACAUGGGAGGGAUGCGCGUUCUACUAGCCGUGAUUCAAGAGGUGGCAGACAUUCUGACCGUAGAAGAGUGGAGACUGAAUAUAGCAGGUUAAGAAAUGACUCAGACAGAAGUUCCCAUGAUAAGUAUAGCAACUCUGGACAUAGAGUCAAAAGUAACGAGAAAGGUGAAGAUUUGUCAUCUGGUAGGAGACACUCAGACUCAAGAGUGGAGGAUAAUGAGAAAAGAGGUUCUCGCUGGGGUUUUGGUGACCGUCAUUCCCGUGUUGAAAGAAAGGAACAUGAGGACCCUGAGAUUAGCAAGGAGAAGGAGGUUCAUGUCAAAUCUUCAAGAGACCGUUCUGAUGGGAAAUGUUUGGCUACAGAGGAUCGAGAUACUCAUUCUAAGAAACUGAAGGGUUUCAUAUCAGACAAGUUUACUACUGGCAAUACUAAUGCAGAAGAGAAACAGACAUCAAUCUUAAAGCCUUCCCCCGGUGAUGUUGAUGCUGCAAAAGUUGCAGCUAUGCAGGCUGCUGAAUUAGGUAAUACUGUUUUGAUGCUAUUCUAAAUUGACUUGUCCUUGUUUUUGUAUACUUAUGAUCUUGCCAUCUGAAGAUAGUUAAUUGAAAGUCAUGCUUUAUCUAGAUAAUAUUGGUUCUAUUGUAAAUGCUUACAGAAAAGCCUACUCAUGUCUGCCUUUUACCUAGUUCUUACCUUAACUGUUGUUUUGCUUCGAUGAAUCCAGUGAAUAAAAACCUUGUUGGAACGGGUUACCUGACAACAGAUCAAAAGAAGAAGUUAUUGUGGGGAAAAAAGAAAAGCACGGCUUCAGAAGAGUCUGCUCAUCGUUGGGAUAAUGCGAGUGCGCUAAUUGGUGACCCUGAACGGCAAGAAAAGUUCAACAAACUUAUGGGUGUGAAAGCGAAGGUAGUAAACCAAGAGCAAAACCUGGGCGAAGUCGAGGCCGAGAAGCAGAAAGAGUUGCAGAUGGAUCUAGAGAAGCAGUACACAGCAGGGUUAAGGAGGAGAGAUGGACGAACAGUAGGGUUAGGUCUUUGAACCUCUUUGGUAAAUUGUUCGCAUACUCUUGUCUCCUUCUAAGCAAUCUUUUAGCAUCUUCUUUUUGUACUCUACUACUCUUGCUAAAUCCCUUUAUUUCAGUUACCUCAAUGUGUGUAAGAAUUAAGUGCAGUAACCAUGUUUUGAGACCACCCUAGUUUGGUUUUUGAUUCCGACCUGAAGAGAGAGACGUAGAAUUGUUGUCGAAUGAAAUAGAAUUCGUGGACUCUAAAGUGUUAAACUUAUUAAGCUAAGCAA
Molecule: messenger RNA, 2250 nt
Organism: Arabidopsis thaliana (thale cress)
Lineage: Eukaryota; Viridiplantae; Streptophyta; Magnoliopsida; Brassicales; Brassicaceae
Product: pre-mRNA-splicing factor
Exons: 6
Coding region: 626-1501 (291 amino acids)
Source: RefSeq, marked reviewed